AUGGUGUUUGUGAUGUUGGGAGGGAAAGGGGUGGUGAUUGAGGAUUAUUGUGGAGGGUGUGGUGUGGGGGGGAGGGGGUGUGUGGGAAGGUGGUUGUGUGUGGGAGAUGAGUGUGUGGUGGUUGUGGGGUGGUUGGGGGGGGGGGUGGUUGAGGGUGGGGAGGGGUUGGGGUUUGUGGGUUUGGGUGGGGGGGGGGGGGGGUGGUGGGUGGGGGUGGGUGGGGGGGUGUGGUUGGUUGGGGGGGGUGGGGGGGGGGGGGGGUGGGGGGUGGUGGAUGGAUUGUGUGGUGUUGGUGGGGGGGGGUUUGGGGGGUGGUGGUGUUUGGGGUGGGGUGUGGUGGGGGGGGUGGGGGGUGUUUGUUGUUGGAGGGGGGGGGGGUGUGGGGUGGUGUUAGGGUUGGUGUGUGGGGGUGUGUUGUGGGGGUGGUUGUUUUUUAGUGGGUUGGGGUGUGGGUGGGGGGGGUUGUGUAGUGGGGUGUUUUGUGGGGGGGUUGGUGGUUGUGGUGUUUGGUGGGGGUGGGGGGGUGUGGGGUGGGGGGGUGGUGGUGGGUUGGUUGUUUGGGUGUUUGUGGUGUGGUGGGGGUGGUUUGUGGGGGUGGGGGUGGGGUUGGGGGGGGGUGGGGGUGGGGGGGGGGUUGGUUGGGUGGGGGGUUGGUGUAGGUGUGGGUGGUGGUGGUGGGGGUUUUUGGUUGUGUGGGGUGGUGGGGGGUGA
Knipowitschia caucasica is the source of this 711-nucleotide messenger RNA. Lineage: Eukaryota; Metazoa; Chordata; Actinopteri; Gobiiformes; Gobiidae. The record is from the annotation of a GenBank genome assembly.